Aegilops tauschii subsp. strangulata is the source of this 1119-nucleotide messenger RNA. RefSeq lists its product as uncharacterized. Gene Ontology annotation, biological process: chloroplast rRNA processing. Gene Ontology annotation, molecular function: mRNA binding. The record is from RefSeq and is a predicted model, not a curated record. Gene Ontology annotation, cellular component: chloroplast thylakoid membrane. Lineage: Eukaryota; Viridiplantae; Streptophyta; Magnoliopsida; Poales; Poaceae.
GAGGCGGCUCCUGCUGCCCGUGGCCGUGGCCAUGUCGUCCGAGUUCGAGACGGAGGACGCCGAGGGGGGCAGAGCGAGGGCGAGGGCGGAGGCGACUCCGAGGCCGAGUACUCCGAGGACCUCAUGGUCUUCGUCGGAUACUAGUAGUCGUUACGUCCAAGGGAUGUGGCUCUGUUCAAGAUUCCGGCAUCGGUUGCGUGCUGGUUGGGGGUCGCUCCGGUCCAUCGCCAAGGCUAGGUGUUUGUGGAAUUGCCUGCCUCCUUUGCAACUGCAACGGCAGCGCCAACAAAGUAAGGAACGCUAAGGCUAGGCAGAGCAAGGGAAAGGAUGACCAUGCCACGGGGGCUGGCGCCGUACAUGGUUGACAUGGUGUGGGCGAUGCUCGCCGGGUGGGUGUCGGCGUGCCUGCUAGUCGCCAACGAGAUCGCCCGCGGCAUGCGGGCCGGGGAGAUUGUCCCCUUCGUCGUGGGGUGAAUCUCACUUCGGGAAUCCUCCCUUCUGACUCCUUCAUGCAGGUUGUUUACGAUAGAAUGACCGGACGGAGCCGUGGAUUUGGAUUCGUCACAAUGGGUUCAGCGGAGGAAGUUGCUGCCACCGUCGAGCAAUUAAAUGGCUAUGGUUCUGGUGGCGAUGCCGACGGUCGUCGAGAGGUUCGUGCACUGGACAGUGGCGUGGCUGCCGAUGUAUGGAGAGGCGAAGCUGCUGCUCGUCAUCUACCUCUGGCAGAUUUUAGGGUGCGGGGCACGUGUACGAUGGCUUCCUCCAUCCGCUGGUGGCGUGGCACGAGGCCGACAUGGACCGGGGCCUGCUUGAGCUGAGGGCUAGGGCGAGGGACGUGACGGCAUCACAACUCAAGGCGGCCGCUGCCAUCGGUCAAGUGUGGCUCGUCGAGGCUACCCGCUGUGUUUUGUCACAGUUGUAGGCUGCGAGAUCAGGCCGGGAAGGCGCCACGCAUUGACGAGUGAGCCAAUUGUUGGAUCGGACCAUAACAACGUGUCUCAGUCUCUGAUGUCUAGAAGUAGUGGUAAAGUUUUGAAUUUGCAUGGCAAGAACCACUUACGUAGGUAGCUGACACUCACAACACUGUUUACACUCUUACUUAUUUAAAAGAUAUGAAUU